Elaeis guineensis (African oil palm) is the source of this 2124-nucleotide messenger RNA. RefSeq names its product protein NRT1/ PTR FAMILY 5.1. Gene Ontology annotation, biological process: dipeptide transport; transmembrane transport. The record is from RefSeq and is a predicted model, not a curated record. Gene Ontology annotation, molecular function: tripeptide transmembrane transporter activity; dipeptide transmembrane transporter activity. Gene Ontology annotation, cellular component: membrane. NCBI's taxonomy places the organism in Eukaryota, Viridiplantae, Streptophyta, Magnoliopsida, Arecales, Arecaceae.
CUGCAAAGGAUUCAUGUCCUACUAUAUAUAUAACCUAAGUACCUAACUACUUGGUUGCACACCUAUAGCUUAUUUAAGCGAUAAGCUCCCAAGCAUUGGUGGCACAGCCUCACUUCUCUCUUUCUCAUCGCUAAAGUCUCAAAAGUCCUCCCCGUGGUUGCCCGAUGGAAAACAAGGAAUACACGCAGGAUGGCUCUGUUGAUCUCCGUGGACGACCGGUUCUUGCUUCUCAAACAGGGAGGUGGAGGGCGUGUGCCUUCCUAGUAGGCUAUGAAGUAUUUGAAAGGAUGGCCUUCUAUGGUAUCGCCUCAAAUCUGGUGGUUUAUCUGACAACCCAACUACAUGAGGACACAGUCUCAUCAGUGACGAACGUUAACAACUGGUCGGGUUCAGUUUGGAUCACGCCGAUCCUUGGAGCCUACAUCGCCGAUACCUACUUAGGCCGGUUCUGGACCUUCACAAUCUCGUCUCUCAUCUAUGUCUUGGGCAUGGUCCUCUUGACAAUGGCAGUUUCCCUCAAGUCUCUAAGGCCAACUUGCACCAAUGGUGUCUGCAACAAGGCUACGCCAUCUCAGAUUGCCUUCUUCUAUGCAUCACUCUAUGUUAUUGCCAUCGGAGCUGGGGGGACCAAGCCCAACAUAUCCACCUUCGGCGCGGACCAGUUUGAUGACUUCGACCCCCACGAGAAGAAGCUAAAGGUGUCCUUCUUCAACUGGUGGAUGUUCACCAGCUUCAUGGGGGCCCUCAUCGCCACCCUCGGCCUCGUGUACAUCCAGGAGAACGUGGGGUGGGGUGUGGGGUACGGCAUUCCCACCGCAGGUCUCAUGGUGUCCCUCCUCUUCUUCUACAUUGGCACCCCGAAUUAUAGGCACAAGGUUAGGAAGACUGAGAGCCCCAUGAAGGAGAUUAUCAAAGUUUGUUCUACUGCUUUCAGAAAUCGAGGGCUUGAGCUGCCUGAUGACCCGGCGGCGCUAUAUGAGCUCGAGCCGCAGCAUUAUAUCAUCACCGGAAAGCGGCGAGUGCAUCACACUUCAGCUUUCAGGUUUCUUGACAAAGCAGCAUUGAAGCAAGGGACCAAUCCCCGCACCGUGACCCAAGUGGAAGAGACCAAGCUGGUGUUGGGCAUGAGCGUCAUCUGGCUCGCCACCCUCAUCCCCAGCGUCAUCGGGGGCCAGGUCGGCACCUUCUUCGUCAAACAAGGCACCACCCUGCAACGAAGCCUCGGCCAUGGCUUCCACAUUCCCGCCGCGUCUCUCGGCAGUUUCAUCACCAUUUCCAUGCUCGUCUCCGUUCCCAUAUACGACCGCUUCUUCGUCCCCUUCAUGCAGCGCCGCACCGGGAACCCCCGUGGCAUCACCCUCCUGCAGCGUCUCGGCAUUGGCUUCGGCUUCCAAGUCGUCGCCAUCAUUGUUGCCACCCUCGUCGAGCUCAAACGAAUGCAUGUCAUCGAGUCUCACGGUACCGAUGGCCCCAAAGACAUCGUGCCCAUGAGCAUCUUCUGGUUGCUGCCUCAGUACAUAUUGCUGGGGAUUGGCGACGUGUUCAACGCCAUCGGCUUGCUCGAAUUCUUCUAUGAUCAGUCCCCAGAGGACAUGCAGAGCUUGGGGACGACGUUCUUUACCAGCGGGAUCGGCGUCGGCAACUUUCUCAACAGCCUUUUGGUGACCGCGGUCGAUAAGCUGACGAGGAGAGUUGGAGGGAAGAGCUGGAUUGGGAACAACUUGAACGACUCCCACUUGGACUACUACUAUGGAUUUCUGACGGCUAUUUCGGUGAUCAAUAUGGUGGUCUUCGUCUGGGUUUCGAUCAGGUACAACUACAAGAAGGAGACGUUGGAGGUGACGGAGGGAAAGGUGCCGUGCGUCCAGAUGGAAGGGAAGGCCGUGGAUGGGCCCCCAAGUUCUCUAGGUUUGCGAGUGUGACAGUAAUAUUACUUGCAGGCUUUUGAUAUGGCUGUAAGAUGGAUCUAUGGGACUUGGGAACUUCUAUUUGUUUUUCCAUUUGGCUGGUGCUCUGUUAGCUUUGUGACGAUUGUUAGCGAAUUAAGGACCCAAGCAUUGGUCAAAUAAUUUAACUUCGUCAGUCCAUGAUGCAUUUGGUGGCACUCUCUCUGUAGAAAGUAAA